AUGUUUACUUACACAGCAAGAAAAUUCGGUCUGCUGCUACUUGUAAUUUCACAGUCAACUGUUGAAGCACUUGUAGGUGUUGAUGAAUGUCAGGUAACACCAGUUAUUCAUUUACUCCGAUAUCCAGGAUGUUUGCCGAAACCCAUACCAAGUUUCGCUUGCACUGGACGAUGUAGCAGCUACUUGCAAGUUUCAGGCUCAAAAAUUUGGCAAAUGGAACGAAGCUGUAUGUGUUGUCAAGAAAGUGGCGAGCGUGAAGCGACAGUGGCCCUCUAUUGUCCGGAAGCUAAACCCGGCGAGCGAACAUUCAGAAAGAUAACGACAAAAGCACCACUAGAAUGUAUGUGUCGUCCAUGUACAGGCGUAGAAGAACAUUCAAUAAUACCACAAGAAAUAGCAGGAUUCGAUGAAGAUAACAUAUUGACUUCUUCAGCCCACUUUUUACGAUCAUCAGAUAUUGAUUAA
This is a messenger RNA of Cotesia congregata, 465 nucleotides long. Lineage: Eukaryota; Metazoa; Arthropoda; Insecta; Hymenoptera; Braconidae. The record is from the annotation of a GenBank genome assembly.